Labrus mixtus (cuckoo wrasse) is the source of this 2327-nucleotide messenger RNA. It is a transcript of the gene elf3, whose product is annotated as E74-like factor 3 (ets domain transcription factor, epithelial-specific). NCBI's taxonomy places the organism in Eukaryota, Metazoa, Chordata, Actinopteri, Labriformes, Labridae. Gene Ontology annotation, cellular component: nucleus. The record is from RefSeq and is a predicted model, not a curated record. The transcript has 8 exons. Gene Ontology annotation, molecular function: sequence-specific DNA binding; DNA-binding transcription factor activity, RNA polymerase II-specific. Gene Ontology annotation, biological process: cell differentiation; regulation of transcription by RNA polymerase II. The coding region runs from base 748 to 1704 and encodes 318 amino acids.
ACAUACGAUCAUAAUGUAACACUUGUAACUCUGACAUACGAUCACAAUGUAACACGCGUAACUCUGACAUACGAUCACACUGUAACAAGUGAAACUCUGACAUACGAUCAUAAUGUAACACGCGUAACUCUGACUUUCCUUUAACUCUUGACUCUGUUUCUGCUAAUUUCAGUUCCAUGUGUAAUCUGUGUUCCAAACCAACUCAAACAGUUGAAUUUGUCCUUUUUUGAUCCAGUCUGAGUUUCGUGUUAGUUUCACUUGAAGACUAAUCCCACAGUAAACAUGAUCCUUUAUUUUGGAAUGACAUCCGCACCAUUAGCACGCUGCUUUGGCCUUAUUCAGUCUCUGUGGGUUCAAUCAUUAACCAGCCGGCUAAACUUUAACUCAGUUUAACGGUCAGACUGAAGAAUGCAGCCACCGCCAAGAUCAAACAGAUCCGGCUUUGUUCGUCUCACCUCAGAGACACAAACACAGAGUGAGGAUGAUGACGAAUGGUUUCAGUCUUCUUCAAACGGAGCUGAACAUGUUGAUAUGUUGAAGUCAAUGUGAAUAAAAACCCAAGAAGAGAGAGGGAAUAGAAAGAGAGAGAGACGGACAUGAAAUCAUCUGCACUUCAUUAGAACAUGUCAGUGGUACGGACACCUCAGUCCUCACCACUGGUCCACAGAGAACGUUCUGGACUGGAUCAGCGACCAUGUAGAGACUUUGAAGUUUGAUGCCCAGUCCCUGAGUCUGGCCUGCUGCACCAUGGAUGGCCCAGCCCUCUGCCAGAUGACCCGGGACCAAAUGGUUUCAGUGUUCGACUCGCAGCUUGGACUACAGCUGCACCAGAGUCUGCAGGAACACAAGACUAAAUAUGAGCUGCAGAGUAUCUCAGGACCAGAACUGAACGAGACCUGCGCGCUGCUGGACCACUUCCUGGACAAUCUCAACUUCCCUCUGCUCAGCACUAUCAGAAUCGGCCAGACAGCUGAAGGAGCCGUCAGCAGGAGAGAGUUUGACUUCAGCGAGAACUACAAUCUGAGCGCUCUGACGUUAGAGACUGUGACGCCGUGGGCGGAUUCUGAGUAUCUGUCUGACAAUCAGUCUGACAGCGAGUUCAGCUCCUCCUCCAAUAGUGGUAUGUUUGGCUUCUCUAACCUCGACUCUCCAGAGUCCGGCAGUGGUGAAUCAGACCCGGAAUUCUCCUACCCACCUAUUUCCAAGGCUAACAUCAAAACAGAGAAAGGAGAGUGUCGCGUGAAACGGCCUCGGGGCCGACCUCCUAAAGUGAGCAGAGAGCACAGCAGCAGCCUUUAUGAGAAUCCAAAGAAGAACAAACAUGCCCACAGAUAUAUAUCUCCGUUACACUUUGACAUCCACAAACACACUUUAGCUGACUGUGUACUCCGUCUGUGUGCAGCUCCUCGAGGCACUCACCUGUGGGAGUUCAUCAGAGACAUCCUCAUCCACCCCGAGAGGAAUCAGGGCCUGAUGAAGUGGGAGGACCGCAGAGAAGGGGUCUUCAAGUUCCUCAAGUCUGAGGCCGUGGCUCAGAUGUGGGGCCAGAAGAAGAAGAACAGCAGCAUGACGUACGAGAAGCUCAGCCGGGCCAUGAGGUAUUACUAUAAGAGAGACAUCCUGGAGCGGGUCGAUGGCCGGAGGCUCGUCUAUAAAUUUGGCAAGAACUCAAGCGGCUGGAAGAUGGAGGAGAUCAGCAUGUGAGAUAUCGAGCAAGAAGAAGAAGAAAUCCUCGUGUGAUCUGAAAACAGAAAACUUUGUUUAAGACACAAACUUCCUGUCAGAGGGAAGGUGUUACAGAAAAUGUAAGCCAGUGUUUUUGGCUCUAGUAGGUUUUAUGAACCAAUAUUAACGUUGAAAUGUUUUUUUUAUUUUGAUUUGAAUCCCUAGAGAAACAGGGACAUUGUUUUGGAUGCUUGUGAGUUUCUGACCCACAGGAGGAUAAAAAACAUUUUAUUUGUACAGAAAUCUCUCCGUUGGUUGAAGUUUGAAUGAUUCCUCAUCAGCACCGUGUAGUCUGUUCUAGUUUACAGAUAUUAAUGACCUUGAAAUUAUCUUUUUGUACUUUGAUACAGCGUGGAAAUAUGUGUUUUUUUAGUCUUCUGGUAAACUGAAGGACAGAGAUGAAUGUCUGCAGCCCGUUGAUUUAGUUACGAUGUGCACUACAUGUCUUCAAGUAUCACUUAUUAUAAAGUGUGUCUACAAUGACAAGAAACUUCUUCACCUUUAUUAUGAAUCAGAAAUCUGUAGCACGUUGUUUGUGCGAUUGUGAUUCACUUAGGACGAAAUCUUCAAUGUGUGUGGAAUAAAUCUUAAAAUACUUUAAA